AGAUACCAUAUGUUUUAAAUAAUCAAUAUUUUAAAUUUUAUUAACACACUUGAAUGUGAGCCGUAUUUUGCCAAAUUACAGGCUUAAUGGAACUGGAAGUGAGGCUUGUCCAAGGGCUAAAUUCACAAUACAAUAAGAUCCUCAAAAUAUGUAAAUCACAAUCAAAAAAUAACGUUAUAUACUUUGGCGGGGAUGUUCAAAAUCUUAAAGACGUUAUGCUUGCAAGUCGAGGAGACAAUAAGCGUUUUGUUCAAUGGAGUGCUGAAAACACGGCACUACUACUUAGCAAAAGGUUUCCAAAUCACAACAUCUGGAUCAUAUUGCCUUCCCAAUUUUACUUGAACACAUUUGCUUCUUAUAACAAUUUUGUUCCUAGUGAUAAAUUUGGAGUCCCGGAACCGUUUAUCUCCUUGACAUCACUAUCUUUCGGAAACAGUGGUGUGUGCCAUUUGGUUAGUUUGCUGAAAAACUUCUCUUCAUCUCUUCUAUGUUCUUCUCAACAUGAAAAAGUGAGGUUAAAUUUACCCUGUACUACCAUCAUAGAAGGAGACGACAAUGACGCUAGCCGUAAAUGGAUUAUGGGUAUCAAAGAUGUGAUUAGUGGGAACUAUUGGAAAUUAGUAGGAUUUAGCAAGGGGUGCAUGGUUUUAAAUCAAUUCGCGCACGAGUUUUCCCUUCUAACCUAUCUCCGGGAGCCCACCUUAGAAGUGAAAUCGCGAAUGGGGGAAUCGAAACCCGUUAAACCUUUGGCCGAGAUUGUGGUUAAAACUUUCUUUGAGAACAUCACCGCCAUGUAUUGGUUAGACGGUGGCCACUCUGGACCAACGAAACGUACCUGGAUAACUGAUCCCACUAUAGUCAAAAAUUUUGUAAAAAAUAUUUACGAUCGAAGGAUUUGUAAUUCUCUCGCGAAAAUUAUGAAUAUAGAAGUGCACGUAACGCCUUACCAAAUCAAAUGCGCUUUCAGACCUUGGAUAGGGGAAGAGGAAGCCCAAUUUUCCCUUAUGAUAAAAAGUGAGUUCGAUGCUAACCGAAAACGCAUUAAAGAUUCGAUGACAGAUGAGCCAUCAGCUCGAGAGUAUCUACAUAAAUUAGAUCGGGACUUAUCUUUUGUAAGGAAAGUGCAUUUUGAAGAAAUUCUUCCAUCUACGAUAGAUACACACUUCGAAUUAUUGACCCAUUUUUAGUUAAUUUGGCAAUUUUGUUUCGUGACUUAUCAUCAUUUCAAACUUUUUAAAAUAGUGAGGGUCAACUGGACUGGUUCAGACUGCUAUACUAAAGUGGUCAAUUGUGCAUUCAGAUCGAGUUUAGAAGUCGAAUAUAGUUUAGUUCCCUUCGCGUUGUGACAGACAAAAUAACCUAAAUUUAAUUUGGUUUUAAACUAGAUCUGAAUGCAUAUGACCCGUUUAUUUGGAAAUUUUAUUUGUGAAGUGUACCAAUCCUAGUUAGCCCGCGCAAGAUACUUUGAGCUUUAUAUUAAGAGAAUAAAAGAUGAGGCGUAUUUUUUUUUUACUACAAUCGCGAUAUUAUUUUAUUCCGCGUGUAAAUUUUACUAUAACUUUUCUUUAUAAAAAAAAUUUGUUACAAUACACCAAAUAUAAUAUUAAAGCAAAUCACGAUGACGCAAAAAAAAAUAUCAAAAUAAAAAUAAUACUUUCUUUGUUCUGCGUAUUGUAUAUCAAAAAA
Messenger RNA from Gordionus sp. m RMFG-2023, 1686 nucleotides. Its product is annotated as mitochondrial protein C2orf69-like. NCBI's taxonomy places the organism in Eukaryota, Metazoa, Nematomorpha, Gordioida, Chordodea, Parachordodidae. The transcript has 3 exons. The coding region runs from base 87 to 1187 and encodes 366 amino acids. The record is from RefSeq and is a predicted model, not a curated record. Gene Ontology annotation, cellular component: mitochondrion.